This is a messenger RNA of Uranotaenia lowii, 1097 nucleotides long. RefSeq names its product calcium uptake protein 3, mitochondrial-like. The transcript has 7 exons. Lineage: Eukaryota; Metazoa; Arthropoda; Insecta; Diptera; Culicidae. Gene Ontology annotation, cellular component: uniplex complex. Gene Ontology annotation, molecular function: calcium ion binding. Gene Ontology annotation, biological process: calcium import into the mitochondrion; mitochondrial calcium ion homeostasis. The coding region runs from base 1 to 915 and encodes 304 amino acids. The record is from RefSeq and is a predicted model, not a curated record.
AUGACCCUAUUUUACUUAUUGCUCCGUUUGGUAUCAACGACUGCUCAAGCUAAAUUUCUACUGCGCCGCCCCCAUCCGGAUCAAGGAAAACCUUCCAGAGAUAAAGGAGGUACCGCCAAAAGUGACCAGGAUCCUAAGCAGCAGCAGCAAAAAGAAAAUAAGGAUCCAACACCAGCCACGCCCAAAAGUAGCAAAAGUUUUAUGGAAAAGAUUUUCAGUUUCGCCUGGAAAGGAAAACGUGGCAUCGAAAAUCAGGAGGGCGAAGAAUCCGAUGAGCACAGCGACUACAUCGACGACGAGCAGGGAUUGCAGCGGAAGCACAAGGUGGACACCACCCUGCAGAUUCACUUCUUCGGCAAGAAAGGCAAUCAGGAUUUGCAGUACGAUGGGUUCUACAACUUUAUGAAAAACCUUCAAACCGAAGUGCUGGAGCUGGAGUUUUGUGAAUUUUCCAAGGGUCAUGAACGAAUCUCGGAGGUGGAUUUCGCCAAAAUUUUGCUGAGAUACACUUAUCUGGACACAGACGAGUACGACAACUAUCUGGAUCGUCUGCUAGAUCGAGAAGCCAAGGAGAAGGGAGUUUCGUUCGAGGAAUUCCGUCAGUUCUGCCAAUUUCUCAACAAUCUAGAUGACUUCUCGAUCGCAAUGAGAAUGUACACGCUGGCUGAUCAACCGAUUUCGAAAGACGAAUUCGGUCGUGCAGUGAAGAUCUGCACCGGGUCGGAGUUGAACAAGCACCUUAUCGACACCGUAUUCGCUAUCUUCGACGAGGACGGAGAUGGGCUGUUGUCCUACAAGGAGUUCAUUGCCAUCAUGAAGGAUCGCGUUCAUCGAGGUUUCAAAUCCAACGUCAAAUCCGAGGGUUGGGAAGCCUUCAAGCACUGUCUCAAGCAGGAAAUGAGACAAAAUGCUUAAGGGCUAAAAGAUGGAUCAUUCUCUUUUUCGAGCAUCUUGCGCUGUGCGCGUGUCUUCUUGUGUAUUGUUGAUGUUGUUAAUGCACUUAGCCAAAUUCAAAAAAAAAUCCUACAAAUCAAAUGAUAGCUAAAUUUUACCUAUCCUGUAAUCGAUGUUAUCGAAAAACAUUUGAGUGCAAUUUG